Molecule: messenger RNA, 1386 nt
Organism: Leptosia nina
Lineage: Eukaryota; Metazoa; Arthropoda; Insecta; Lepidoptera; Pieridae
Source: the annotation of a GenBank genome assembly
AUGCAAGAACAGAGCACUUCCCGGAACAAGACACUCAGCUCCCUGGAAAGUGCCAUCAUCAAACUGAAGAACAACCUCCAGAUACAAGACGGCAAGAGCGAAAUGAACGCGCUGCUCGGCGACUCGCCUCUCGAGGACACCAAGACAAGUAAGAGCAAUAAUUCCGCGAGUAGUCCGAAUUUAAAUGUAUCGAUAGCAUCCGCAGCGCUGCUACAAGAGAAUGUGUUGCAAAGGUCCUUACAAGGUGUCGUUAUAUCUCUCCAAAAUGCGAUGAUGAAUUCGCUGCAACAGGCGGCGAUGCUGCCGUCCAAUUCCGCCGCGGCGGCCGCUCUCAACUUGCAAGCUUUAGAAUCGUAUCUGACGUUGCAACGUCUCACCACCGUUUCGACGGUAAAUAGUCCGCCUGAGAAUAGUUCCACGUCGAAGCAGGAUAUCUUGCGAAUAGCGACAGCUAGCGCGAAGAUAAGUGAAACCGAUGUAUCCGAAAGCACAUUGAAGGUUGCGUCACCCAAAUCGCCGGAAGAAUAUCCGUUACCUGAUUCUGUCGCUGCGGACGACGUUGACCUAUCCGAAGAAGUGGAGGAGGACUUAGCGUUAUUAGACAAUGAAGAUGAAUUCACUCUGGAACAACAUUUAGAAGCGACUUCCAAAGGCUACAGUUUCAGUUCUUCGCAGAACUUAGAUAACGGUUACCCAAGUCUUUUAAUGAAUGCUAUGUAUCAACAGCAAAUGAACGGACCAGCUCAAUCCACAUCGCCUCCGCCUAACUCAUCUAGCUCAAAAUCCGCCAAUAGUUCUACAUCGUCCAGCAGUAGUAUAUCAAACAAACAGAAAGCGACGAGUGGGCCCAGAACAAAGAAACAGUUUAUUUGCAAAUUCUGCAGCCGCCAGUUUACUAAAUCAUACAACUUAUUAAUACAUGAAAGAACACACACAGAUGAACGGCCCUAUUCUUGCGAUAUAUGCGGGAAAGCCUUUCGACGACAAGAUCAUUUAAGAGAUCAUAGAUAUAUACAUUCUAAGGAGAAACCGUUCAAGUGUCUAGAAUGUGGAAAAGGCUUCUGCCAAUCAAGAACGUUAGCGGUUCACAAAAUCCUUCACAUGGAAGAGUCUCCACAUAAGUGCCCGGUCUGCAGUAGGAGCUUUAACCAGAGGUCCAACUUGAAGACCCACCUUCUAACUCACACGGACAUCAAGCCGUAUAAUUGUUCGUCUUGCGGUAAGGUCUUCAGGCGAAACUGUGACCUCAGGCGUCAUAGCUUAACUCAUAAUUUAGUUGGUAUGGCGUCUGUCAGUACAUCGCCGAGCGGUAGCAACGGAAAGAGUCCACUGUUAAACCCAAACUUCCCGAUAGACAAUUUAGACACGGAGGACGAGAAUUCAUAG